This is a messenger RNA of Mustela erminea (ermine), 1166 nucleotides long. RefSeq names its product proteasome 26S subunit, non-ATPase 8 (gene PSMD8). NCBI's taxonomy places the organism in Eukaryota, Metazoa, Chordata, Mammalia, Carnivora, Mustelidae. The transcript is spliced from 7 exons. Gene Ontology annotation, biological process: proteasome-mediated ubiquitin-dependent protein catabolic process. Gene Ontology annotation, cellular component: proteasome regulatory particle, lid subcomplex; cytosol; proteasome regulatory particle. The coding region runs from base 16 to 1071 and encodes 351 amino acids. The record is from RefSeq and is a predicted model, not a curated record.
GGAGCACUGACUGACAUGUUCAUUAAGGGCCGGACUCCAAGGGCACCUCCCCGAGAUCGACUGAAUACAAACCGCGGCGGGCGGAGGACGGCAGCCGUGGCCCCGCCCCCAACGUUGGGCUCCACCUCCCGGCCCCACUUCCGCCGGGCGAGCGUCUGUAGGCGACGCUGCCGUAAAUCGGACCGGAGGUUUGCCGCAUCACGGAAGAUGGCGGCCACGGCGGUGAACGGGGCGCCGGGCCCCUCGGGCUCGGGCUCUGCGGCGGCCUCGGGUGCAGUUCUUCAGGUCGCGGCCGGCAUGUACGAGCAACUUAAGGGCGAGUGGAACCGUAAAAGCCCCAAUCUUAGCAAGUGUGGUGAAGAGCUGGGCCGUCUCAAGCUGGUUCUGCUGGAGCUCAACUUCUUGCCAACUACAGGGACCAAACUGACCAAACAGCAGCUCAUUCUGGCCCGUGACAUUCUGGAGAUCGGGGCCCAGUGGAGUAUCCUGCGCAAGGACAUCCCCUCCUUCGAGCGCUACAUGGCCCAGCUCAAAUGCUACUACUUCGAUUACAAGGAGCAGCUCCCCGAGUCAGCCUAUAUGCAUCAGCUCUUGGGCCUCAACCUCCUCUUCCUGCUGUCCCAGAACCGGGUGGCUGAGUUCCACACAGAGUUGGAGCGGCUGCCUGCCAAGGACAUCCAGACCAAUGUAUACAUCAAGCAUCCUGUGUCCCUUGAGCAGUACCUGAUGGAGGGCAGCUAUAACAAGGUGUUCCUGGCCAAAGGCAACAUCCCUGCUGAGAGCUAUACCUUCUUCAUUGACAUCCUGCUUGACACUAUCAGGGACGAGAUUGCUGGGUGCAUUGAGAAGGCUUAUGAGAAGAUACUUUUCACUGAGGCCACCCGGAUCCUCUUCUUCAACACACCCAAAAAGAUGACAGACUACGCCAAGAAGCGAGGGUGGGUUCUGGGCCUCAACAACUACUACAGCUUUGCCAGCCAGCAGCAGAAGCCAGAAGAUACCACCAUCCCCUCCACGGAACUGGCCAAACAGGUCAUCGAAUAUGCCCGGCAGCUGGAGAUGAUCGUCUGAGCCCCCCCACCCCAGCGCCGGGGUGCGGCCAGGCCUGCAGCAUUUAAAGCAGUGGCAGGGCAGGGCUUCCUCCAAUAAAGGUGGAUUGACCUUCU